This is a messenger RNA of Trichoplusia ni (cabbage looper), 1113 nucleotides long. Its product is annotated as protein 5NUC-like. Gene Ontology annotation, biological process: AMP catabolic process. The transcript has 6 exons. Gene Ontology annotation, molecular function: 5'-nucleotidase activity. NCBI's taxonomy places the organism in Eukaryota, Metazoa, Arthropoda, Insecta, Lepidoptera, Noctuidae. The annotation marks the transcript as partial. Gene Ontology annotation, cellular component: plasma membrane. The record is from RefSeq and is a predicted model, not a curated record.
CUUGAGCCAACAAUAAUAAUUCUGCCAUGUAAUAAACUUUUAAAAAUCUUUUCUAAGAGGAACCUAUUUCUACAAUUCCAGAAAGUCCUGCUAGCAGUCCUGGCCGUGGCGGCGCUCUCCGCCGGCAGCAUCGUCAAGGCUCCUGGCGACAACUUCGAGCUGCUCAUCCUCCACAACAAUGACAUGCACGCGAGGUUCGAGCAGACCUCACAGCUGAGCGGAGCCUGCACCACAGCUGACAGGGAAGCCGGCAAAUGUUACGGAGGUUUCCCUAGAGUUGCUCACGUAGUGAAGGAAGCGCGCCGAGCUGCCCACUCCGGGGAGGGUCCCCCCGUGCUGUACCUAAACGCUGGUGACACAUACACAGGGACAGCUUGGUUUACGAUAUACAAAUGGAAGAUAGCCGCAGAAUUCGUCAACGCUUUACAACCAGAUGCAGUUUCACUCGGAAACAAUGAAAUUGAAGGGCAAGAUGUUUCACCGUUUUUACAAAACUUGAAUACCGAAGUACUGGCUUGCAACGUUUAUAUAAAAUCCGCUGAAAAUAAGAUCAAUAUUAAGAAAUCUGCCGUGUUUGACAUAAAUGGAAUUAAAGUCGGUAUUGUGGGUUAUCUAACACCUGAAGAAAAUGAUGUAGGUGACCUAGAAUACAUUGAUGAAGUCCUGGCCAUCACAGAAGAAGUGGAGAAGCUCCAACUCAGGCUACAGAUCUUCUCUUACCCUAACGAGACUUUGAACAGGAUGAUGAAAGUAAAGUCACCGUACAACAUGGAGGACGGUUCGUGGACGCCCCUGCUGGUGUUCAUCACUGACUACGCACUGUAUGUCGCCAGCGUGAAGCCUGGAGGCACUGAGUAUGAUAUCUUGUGCCGACUGCCGCACAAUGAAUUGGAUGCAAUUGUGGUGGGCCCAGAAGCACAAUACAUCCAGAUCCUAGACAUAGCCGGCAACAUAGCCUGCUCCAUCAUCACCGGGGAAUCCUCGCUCGGGUCCCGUCUCGCGUCGUCCCUGGAGUGGAGCGCGCGCACCUCGCCUCUGCGGAUCCAGCGCCCGCCCGCCAUGAUACCGCUCGGCUGCAGGGACUGGCUGCGGCAGUGGCCAGGCAGAGCAUGA